Coregonus clupeaformis (lake whitefish) is the source of this 9197-nucleotide messenger RNA. Its product is annotated as voltage-dependent T-type calcium channel subunit alpha-1I-like. The annotation marks the transcript as partial. The record is from RefSeq and is a predicted model, not a curated record. The transcript is spliced from 35 exons. Gene Ontology annotation, molecular function: low voltage-gated calcium channel activity; voltage-gated sodium channel activity. Gene Ontology annotation, cellular component: neuron projection; voltage-gated sodium channel complex; voltage-gated calcium channel complex. Lineage: Eukaryota; Metazoa; Chordata; Actinopteri; Salmoniformes; Salmonidae. Gene Ontology annotation, biological process: positive regulation of calcium ion-dependent exocytosis; calcium ion import; calcium ion transmembrane transport.
UUUGCUGUCCAUACGUGGUUCGAGAGGAUCAGUAUCAUGGUGAUUCUGCUCAACUGUGUCACCCUGGGGAUGUACCAGCCCUGUGAGAACAUCGACUGCACUUCAGACCGCUGUCAGAUACUACAGGCUUUCGAUGCGUUCAUCUACAUAUUCUUUGCGUUGGAGAUGGUGGUGAAGAUGGUGGCGCUGGGAAUCUUCGGGAGACGCUGUUACCUUGGCGACACCUGGAACAGACUAGACUUCUUCAUCGUCAUGUCUGGGAUGGUGGAGUACUCGUUGGACCUGCAGAACAUCAACCUCUCAGCCAUCAGGACAGUCAGGGUCCUCAGACCCCUCAAAGCCAUCAACAGAGUACCCAGUAUGCGUAUCCUGGUGAAUCUCCUCCUGGACACUCUGCCCAUGUUGGGAAACGUCCUCCUGCUUUGUUUCUUCGUCUUCUUCAUCUUCGGCAUCAUCGGAGUGCAGCUGUGGGCGGGACUACUGAGGAACCGUUGCUACCUCGAGGAAAACUUCACCCUUUCGUCAGGUCUGACCCUGCCCGCCCCGUACUACCAGCCGGAGGAGGAUGACGAGCGCCCUUUCAUCUGCUCUCUGGCCCAGGAUAACGGGAUCAUGUCAUGUGGUGACGUCCCGGCCCGGAGGGAGGGGGGAAGGACCUGCUGUCUGGACAGGGAGGAUGCCUACCACCGCCAGUCCCUGGGGCUCAGCCCUGAACCACUAGUCAACGGUUCAGCCAGUGGAGUGGGUCUCUGUAUCAACUGGAACCAGUACUAUACUAGAUGCCAUACUGGACAUAGUAAUCCACACAAGGGGGCGAUCAACUUCGAUAACAUCGUAUACGCCUGGAUUGUUAUCUUCCAGGUGAUCACUCUGGAGGGCUGGGUAGAGAUCAUGUACUAUGUAAUGGAUGCUCACUCCUUCUACAACUUCAUCUACUUCAUCUUCCUCAUCAUUAUUGGCUCGUUCUUCAUGAUCAACUUAUGUCUGGUGGUCAUCGCCACCCAGUUCAGUGAGACCAAGCAGCGGGAGCACCAGCUGAUGCAGGAGCAGCGGGCCCAGUGCCUGUCCUCCUCUACCCUGGCCAGCCUGCAUGAACCGGGGGACUGCUACGAAGAGCUCUUCCAGCUGGUCUGCCACAUGCUGCGCAAGGCCCGCAGGAGAUCUGUAGCCCUGUAUAACCAACUGAGAGGAAGGCCUCUGCCACCACCACCCACUAGAGGGAGAGGAAGAGGAAGAGGAGGAGGGGAAGGAGGAGGGAAUGCGAACGGAGGGGACAGGCAUCACCCGAGGCAGCCGCGACAAUCUCACUGUCCUCACCAAAGCAAGCUGGACCCAAUCCACAGCUCCCAACCCCUGGGCAACUCCAUUGCCCUGGCCGUCCCUCAAAACACAGAGGACUGUCCUCAGUGCGCUGCGGCACUGUCACUCAGGGAGGGGGCGGGAGCUGUGGGCGACUCAGCCAAUGGGGAGGAGGAGGAGGGGGCCGUGGAGGAGACGGACAGGGAGGAGAACCACUUGGAGGAGAAAGCAGAAGAGGGGGAGGGAGUGAAGAAGAAGAGGAAGAGGAGGUCGUGUUUUGGGCACUGUAAGGACAUGUGGGAUGAGAUGAGGAAGAAACUUUGGGGCAUCGUGGAGAGCAAAUACUUCAAUAGAGGAAUCAUGAUCGCUAUUCUCAUCAAUACUAUCAGCAUGGGGAUAGAACAUCACAACCAGCCGGAGGAGCUGACUAACGUGUUGGAGAUCAGUAACAUUGUGUUCACCAGUAUGUUCACCCUGGAAAUGAUCCUCAAGCUGACCGCCUUUGGCUUCUUCGCCUACCUGAGGAACCCCUACAACAUCUUCGACGGCAUCAUCGUCAUCAUCAGUGUGUGUGAGAUCAUAGGCCAGUCUGAUGGAGGUCUGUCUGUCCUGAGGACCUUCAGACUGUUGAGGGUGAUCAAGCUGGUGCGCUUCAUGCCCGCGCUGCGCAGACAGCUGGUGGUGCUGAUGAAGACCAUGGACAACGUGGCCACCUUCUGCAUGCUCCUCAUGCUCUUCAUCUUCAUCUUCAGUAUCCUGGGGAUGCAUAUCUUUGGCUGUAAGUUCAGUCUGAAGACAGAGACUGGAGACACUGUUCCUGACAGGAAGAACUUUGACUCUCUACUGUGGGCCAUUGUCACUGUGUUUCAGAUUCUGACUCAGGAAGACUGGAACAUGGUGCUGUAUAAUGGAAUGGCCUCCACCUCUCCCUGUGCUGCUCUCUACUUUGUGGCUCUAAUGACCUUCGGCAACUACGUCCUCUUCAACCUGCUGGUGGCCAUCUUGGUAGAGGGCUUUCAGGCUGAGGGGGAUGCCAACCGGUCGUACUCCGAAGACGACAGGUCCUCGUGUAACUUUGACGAGAACUCUGACAAGCUGAAGGACUCGCUUCAUCUCUCUGACCCUAAGAUCUGCACCCUAACCCCCAACGGUCACCUGGACCUGUCCCCAACGCCCACGGGUCUGUACACGGCCGACAGGCUCACUUUCGCUCUGGGCUCACGCAAAAACAGUGUCAUCUCUCUGGGCAGGGCUAACCUGGAGGGCAGGGCUCUGUGUCCGGGGCGCAGCUCCCUGUACCACAACUGGGGCCGCCCUGCCUUCCAGACCCAGGCAAUGUGGGGCCGGCGGUCCAGCUGGAACAGCCUGGGUCGGCCCUCCCGAGCCUUGGGCCUGGGAUUGGAGGUAGGAGGAGGGGGCAGCCUGCGCUCCUGCAGCCCCCACGCCGCCAACCCAGCCGAGCAGGAGUCCCUCCUCUCCCCCCCUCACCCUCCCUCACACCUCGCCCACCCUCCUCCCCUCCUGGCCCGACACUUUGUCCCGCAGCGGGACCGCCGGGCGCUGUCCUUGGAGCUACCAGAGCUCCUCCAGGUCCCGGGGAACCCCCUGGCGCAGCUGCUGCCUUACUCCAGGAAGAAGAGCUUCUCCGGUGGGCUGGUUGGUGGAGGGGCUGGGGGGGAGCACCAGGACUGCAAUGGGAAGGCCCCCUCGGCCCAGCUCCAGCUUCAACUUCAGCUGCCACCACAUCCACAUCCCCAUCCACAGCUACUGACAGAGGUGUUCCCUCAGGUCAACACACGCAAGGACAGAGAGGACCUGGACGAUGACAUCGACUAUAGUCUGUGUUUCCGUAUCCAGAAGAUGAUGGAGGUUUACAGGCCAGAGUGGUGCGAGACCAGAGAGGACUGGUCUGUCUUCCUCUUCUCUCCUCAGAACAGGUUCAGGCGGGUAUGCCAGUCCAUCAUAGCCUACAAGAUGUUUGACUAUGUGGUGCUAGCAUUCAUCUUCUCCAACUGUAUCACCGUGGCUCUGGAGAGACCCAAGAUCAUGCAGGGCAGCCUGGAAAGAGUAUUCCUAACCAUCUCCAACUACGUCUUCACAGCCAUCUUUGUAGCGGAGAUGACGCUCAAGGUGGUGUCUAUGGGCCUGUAUAUAGGGGAACAGGCAUAUCUGAAAAGCAGCUGGAACGUGUUGGACGGCUUCCUGGUCUUUGUGUCGUUGAUUGACAUUGUGGUGUCCAUGGCGGGCGGGGCUAAAAUCCUGGGGGUGCUGAGGGUUCUCAGAUUACUCCGCACACUGCGCCCCCUCAGGGUGAUCAGUCGAGCCCCAGGUCUGAAGCUGGUAGUGGAGACUCUGAUAACGUCUCUGAAACCUAUAGGAAACAUUGUCCUUAUCUGCUGUGCUUUCUUCAUCAUAUUUGGUAUCCUGGGGGUGCAGCUGUUCAAAGGGAAGUUCUUCUACUGCUUCGGCCCCGACGUCAAGAACAUCACCAACAAGUCUGACUGUCUGCAGGCCAACUACAAAUGGGUCCAUCACAAGUACAACUUUGACAACCUGGGACAGGCUCUGAUGUCCCUGUUUGUGCUGGCUUCGAAGGACGGCUGGGUCAACAUCAUGUACCAUGGCCUGGACGCUGUAGGGGUGGACCAACAGCCAGUGAUCAACAACAGUCCGUGGAUGCUCCUCUACUUCAUCUCUUUCCUCCUCAUCGUCAGUUUCUUCGUUCUCAACAUGUUUGUGGGCGUGGUGGUGGAGAACUUCCACAAGUGCCGUCAGAACCAGGAAGUGGAAGAGGCUAAAAGGAGAGAGGAUAAACGACGGAGACGCAUGGAGAAGAAGAGGAGGGACGCCCAGAAGAUCCCCUACUAUGCCAGCUACAGCUCCCUCCGCCUGUGGAUCCACACUCUGUGUACCACCUACUACCUGGACCUCUUCAUCACCUUCAUCAUCUGUAUCAACGUCAUCACCAUGUCACUGGAACACUACAGCCAGCCACGAUCUCUGGAUCUAGUGUUGAAGUACUGUAACUAUUUCUUCACGUCCACCUUUGUACUGGAGACCCUCCUGAAGCUCACCGCCUUCGGCUUCCGACGCUUCUUUAAAGACAGGUGGAACCAGUUGGAUCUGGCCAUCGUGUUGCUGUCAGUGAUGGGCAUCACUCUGGAAGAGAUCGACUACAGCGCUUCUCUCCCCAUCAACCCUACCAUCAUACGCAUCAUGAGGGUGUUGAGGAUCGCACGAGUUCUGAAGCUGCUGAAGAUGGCUAAAGGAAUGAGAGCUCUGCUGGAUACGGUGGUCCAAGCCCUACCACAGGUGGGGAACCUGGGCCUGCUCUUCAUGCUCCUGUUCUUCAUCUAUGCAGCACUGGGGGUGGAGCUGUUUGGAGAACUGGUGUGUAACGAGGACUACCCGUGUGAGGGGAUGAGCCGCCAUGCUACCUUUGAGAACUUUGGCAUGGCCUUCCUCACCCUGUUCCAGGUCUCCACUGGGGACAACUGGAAUGGAAUCAUGAAGGACACGUUGAGGGAGUGCCCUACGGACUACGGGCCUGACUACUCCUGCAACCCCAGCCUGCAGUUCAUCUCUCCCAUGUACUUUGUGUCCUUUGUGUUGACGGCCCAGUUCGUCCUGAUCAACGUGGUGGUGGCGGUGUUGAUGAAGCACCUGGAUGACUCCAACAAGGAGGCCAAGGAGGAGGCGGAGAUGGAUGCUGAGAUUGAGCUGGAGCUGGCCACGGGGGCCCUCUGCUGCAUGGGACCGGAGGGAGUCUGCGCAGGAGGGAAGAAAGGUGGAGGAGCAGGGGGAGGUGGCGGGGGAGGUGUGGGAGAGAGUCAGUGGCUGGACAGUGUGUCUCUGCUGAUAAAGGACUCAUUUGAAGGAGAGAUGAUUGACAACCUCUCUGGAUCUGUCUUCCAUCACUACUCCUCUAGCUCUCUUCCUGUCUGGAAGGACUGCAAGAGCCACCCGCAACUAGAGCAGAUCCGGCUGGCAGAGAUAGAGCAGGCGUCUCUGAGGUCAGACCAAAUGUCAGACAAGUCGUCCUCUCCAGCCCUACCUGAUGACCUCAGCCUGGACGACCAGAGUGUCCACCAGCUGCUGGUGCGGGAGUGCAAGGAUGAGAAGGGCAGUGACUCCCAGGGCUUAGAGGAAGCUGGUGGAGGAGGGGGCUCCCUGACCCAGGCCCAGACAGGGGGGUCGAGGCACUGCAGGGCCCACAGUUCAGUAGCCAAAGAGGGGACUCCACUGCUGGUGGAGGGAGCGGCCAGUGCCUCUGGUUCUCCUGCUCUUAUCCGUCUGCCAGCGGAGUUCUUCCACCCUGUGGCAGCAGCGGCCCUGCCUGCGCCCCUUAGGGCCAGAGUAGGGCGCACCUCGCAGGGUCUCAGACUCACCUCCCCGGCCUCCUGGGCCUCCCUGCGCUCCCCAGGAGCCCACAGCCGGGUGCUCUGCACGCAGUACCCGUCCCAUAGUGACUCGUCUCUGGCCACGGGGAGCUCCGAUGGCAGCCUCCAGACCACCCUGGAGGAAGGACUCAGCUUCAGUGUUUCGCCCCCUCAAGACCUGAAGCCCCCUCUCCCCCUGCUCUGCCCCCUGCCCCACCCGCUCCCUGAGGACUCCACCAGCUGCCCACCAGGCCAGACUCUGAGACCGCGGCCCAGCCCCUCGUCAGGCCCUGCCCUCACCCUCCAGGCCACUCGGGGCCACCAGCGGAGCCAGAGCAGCGGCAGGGGUAGCAUCAGCCCCGGCUACACCCGGGAGGACUCCAUGAACCCCGAUCUGUGCGACCUGGAGGACCUGGGCAUCGGGAUCAGUUCGUCCAUCGGGGGGUGUAGCUCCAGCCAGGCAGGCAACAGCGAACACUUGUCGGAGACGCUAAGCAGCCUGUCGCUCACAUCGUUGCUCUCGCCCGCCUCCCUGGCGCCCCCAGGGGUGAAGAAAUGCAACAGCACGGGGAGCUUGGACCAGGGGGCGAGGAGGGGGGAGGGGAGACAGAUCCUAGGAUUGGAGUUGGACUCCCAGGGCUUCCUGGCCAACCCGUGGGGAGAGAGUGGGGGAGAGGCAACGGAGGGACAGUUGGGAGAGGCAACGGGCCUCAAGGGGAAUAGCUCAAGCCAAACGACAGUAGGGUCCUGUAGUAAAAACAGAUGAAGCCUGAAUCCUUUGUUGUCUACUACCACUCCUAUUAGGAUUCAUCAACCCAUACUGUUCCUCUCUGUCCCCCUCAGGCAGAGAGAAGUUUGACGUUUUUGACAACGUGUGAUGUAAUCCCGUGAAUUCCUAUAACCAAACCCCUCCCUCUCUCUAUAUAUAUAUAUAUUUAUGUUUAUAACCCCCCUGUCCCAUUUUGUGCUACCCUGUGGCAGUGGUUCAGGUGUGGAGGGUCAGAGGUCAAACGGUGGAAGGUUAAAGGGGAUUACAGGUGUGACCCCUGUGGUGGGGGAUGGGAUGGACCCCCCAUUGUACCCCUCUGGAGGAGAAGGACCCCCAGAGUAGGAGACAGACCAGGAGGGCUGCAUCAUCAUAUCAGGGAGAUAUACAUAGAAGACAUAGACAGAGACAAGCUGAGACAGAGAUCUAACGAGAACAUUUUUGUCUUAUCAUCGUUCCUGUUUUCCUGUUUGUUUUCCUUUUUUCUUCGGCUUCACAGAAGUUUAAAAUGCAAAAAUAGAAUAUCUAAAAAAAAACUGAGCUGAUCAAGCCAACAGUGUGGCUGUACGUCGCGGUGUAGGAGGAGGCUGUAUGUACGUUGCGGUGUAGGAUGAGGCUGAAUGUACGUCACGGUGUAGGAGGAGGAAGUUUCUCCUGGAGGGCAGAAGCCAGAUCUAAUUCCCAUCUGUUGUGGCAGACGGAGGCUACAGGUCCUUGUGUGUGGAGUGGAGGAGGGCUGAGGAGGCCUCGGUUGAACAGAGGUAGUGUAGAGUUCAGUUGAGAAGGAGUGCUGAGACUUAGGUAGCAAAGGCAUGCAUUAACUUAUCAUCACCAUCACCUAACCCCUUCCCUCCACCGGUACUUUUCAGGAAGGUGUGUGUGAGUGUGAGUGUGUGUGUGAGUGUGUGUACGUGUGUGUGUCUAAGUGAUAGUACAACAGGAAAAAGAGAGACCAUACUAAGAUCCCACUCCUGCAUGCAGUGGUUUGUGAAAUGGCUAUUUGAUCCCAGCGCCACUCACUCAGAGAGGAGAACAGGGAAUGAAUAAGAGAGACAGGACAGCCUGCUAUAUCCACUCACAGUAGGAGAGCCUCUCUGUCAAAGACACUGGCCCUCCUGAGACAAACAAACUGAGGUGAGGAGACGAGACGAGCACCAUUCACUCUGGGAGAUGAAAAACUCACACCUGCAUACAGUUGCUUCACAAUGGGAUGUGUGUGAAAUUCAAACCUGUCACUUCUUUCUCUUUGUCACUUUGCGAAAAUAAGGAAGGAAGAAUAUAUCAGAGAUAUGAAUUCCAGACCACUAGAGCCUCCUCCUAGAAGAUGGAGGCAGUUUGCCUGCAUGAUGGAAUUAUUGCAUUUUACCAAGAGUUUUAAUAUAUAUACCGAAGUGUAUCAAGAUGUCAAUGUUGGGAUGAUAAUUAUAAAGUGGUUUCUAUUCCAAUAUUUUUUUAGAAUACAGAAUAGGAGCGCGACAGUGUUGUCAUGACUUUGUCCUUAACCUAUACCUUACCCGUACGAUUUCUCGUAUAACUUAUUGUCGAAAACCUUUUGUCUGCAAGUGGCUUUCAGUUUUAUAAUGUGGGGUUAAAAAUAUAUACUUUUUAUUAUUAAAAGUGUGUGGAGAGAACAAACAAGCAAAAAUAAUUAAAUAAGCUCUGUGCGCUGAAGAAAAAGUUCCCUUGGGCACACGGAACUUUGGGAAUUUUCGUUCCUCCUGGAAUUUUGGAUUUUGGAAUCCCAGAUGAAGACAAAAGGAGGGAAGGGCCAUAAUUUCGCAGCACAGGAGAACAUUUCCUAAUCACAGACAUUCCAGGGACGAACAGGGAACGUUGUUGCUUAGCUUAGCCUUCUAUGCUAACACCAAGACGAAAAAACAUUGCUGAUCUUUUUGAAAGCUUUAAUUUGAGUGUCAUACAAUACAUAAUGACACAUUGAAUUAUUGACACAUCAAUGUUCCUUAGCAUGGUUAUGGGAUUGCAAUAGGAUGCUUCUCCUUGUUUAAAAUAAACGUAAUACACUCACCCCUUCUAUCUCUCUCUCUAACACACAUCUGUAGUAGCAAACCCUAGUUUUGAUAUCAAGCUGUCACUGUAACAAUUAAUGAACUUUGCAUAUUUUCCCAACUUUUUGGUAUGCCACUCAGUACAUCUGAGAUGAAGUGGCCAUCUUAGCCUGACCUAGAAUACACUCUUGUACUCCUAGUGUUUUUUUGUGUGUUUUUUUUCUCAUUGAGGUGAUGAGCAAAGUUUGGUUUGACCUGUUUAAUGAACUUCAUUGCCAUUUAAUUUCAUCACAGGUGAUUUGUCUUUAACAUGUUUGUAACAUGUGGGAUAUCGGUGAGUGAUUAUUGCUAUGGGUUGUCUGUUACUAUAACUUCAGGAGAUGCCACUUUAUUAUUAUAGUCCACACCUGGACCGUCUUGGUUAAUGGUGGUGGGAAUAGGUAGAAGUUGCCCCUAACCACUGAUACAGGGUCAGAUAUUAGUUAAUCCCCUUAAUGUUUAAGGUUAGAAUAAAGGGUUGAGUAAUCUGAUCCUAGAUCUGUGGUUAGGGGCGACUUCUACCUCAAGGUGUUUUAGAAGUAAAACAUGAGUGUGUGGGUUGACAGGAACCAUAACGAAACCUUGAAGGGCUGUUUUAGCUUCAAAGAUGUUCUCAUAAAUGACGAGACAAACCUCUUAAGUCAAUGACUAUGGCAUCAAAGGUAAGCCUAACGGCACAGCAAUAAAUGUUCUAUGUGUUUGCCCUGA